Molecule: messenger RNA, 1020 nt
Organism: Pimephales promelas (fathead minnow)
Lineage: Eukaryota; Metazoa; Chordata; Actinopteri; Cypriniformes; Leuciscidae
Gene: rer1
Product: retention in endoplasmic reticulum sorting receptor 1
Biological process (GO): retrograde vesicle-mediated transport, Golgi to endoplasmic reticulum; protein retention in ER lumen
Cellular component (GO): Golgi membrane
Source: RefSeq, a predicted model, not a curated record
ACAAACCGAUGCUAAAUAGCAAAUUAGCGUUCAAGGUCUGACCACUAGCCUUCUAGUUAGGUGGUUACAUUAACAGUGAGUUUAUGAAAUAAACAUUGAGACAGAAUGCCAGAAGGAGACAGUGCUGGUGAAUCCAUCCAUGGGAAACCAUCAGCGAUCGGAAACUUCUUUAAACGGCUCGGGCAGAUUUAUCAGUCAUGGUUGGACAAGUCAACACCGUUCUCAGCAUUCCGAUGGGCAGCUACUCUUCUUCUAACAGCCAUAUAUAUGAUCAGAGUAUAUAUUCUACAGGGCUGGUACAUAGUCACAUAUGCUCUCGGGAUCUACCACCUUAACCUCUUCAUUGCUUUCCUCUCACCAAAAGUGGAUCCCUCAUUGCUUGAUGAUCCAGAUGAGGGUCCAGCACUACCCACAAAACAGAAUGAAGAGUUCCGGCCAUUCAUUAGGAGGUUGCCAGAGUUCAAAUUCUGGCAUUCAGCGACAAAGGGCAUCGUCAUCGCUAUGAUUUGCACAUUCUUCGACGCCUUUGACGUUCCGGUGUUCUGGCCCAUCCUCGUAAUGUAUUUCAUCAUGCUGUUCUGCAUCACCAUGAAGCGGCAGAUCAAGCACAUGAUCAAGUAUAGAUACCUGCCCUUCACACAUGGGAAGAGGACUUACAGAGGCAAGGAAGAGACUGCGAAAACCUUUGCUAGUUAAAAUUCCCCUUCCUGAAAUUAAAGUUAUUGAUGAAGAAUGGUGCGUAACGGGGGUUGAGGUUUUUUUUCUUUUCUUUUUUUCUCUUUUGCUUUUUCUGAGUAAGAAAAAGCCAAGCCUGUUGAAACUUUUGAUCGACAUUGAAACUGUAACGAUGCCUUUAAGCGUUUGGGCCUUUGAGAAAUGCUGUUGAGAGCUUCUACACUGGCAAAUUUUAAUAUAUUUGGACAACUAAGUAUGAGAUUUGACAGAUUUUUUGCUCAGUGGUCCCCAUUCUUCGUCAUACAUAGAGGAUUUGAUACUCCUUUCCGGUUUGUUUUUAAAAAG